Molecule: messenger RNA, 1800 nt
Organism: Acanthaster planci (crown-of-thorns starfish)
Lineage: Eukaryota; Metazoa; Echinodermata; Asteroidea; Valvatida; Acanthasteridae
Biological process (GO): extrinsic apoptotic signaling pathway
Molecular function (GO): CD27 receptor binding
Source: RefSeq, a predicted model, not a curated record
UGGCUUUUCUUCGUAGUUUGUGGGAACAAGGGGCUCAUGCGUGCUGACCUUUAAAGUUUAAACGCGGGACGUAAACAAAUUCAUGCAGAUCGGACGCGUUAUUUAUGUGAACACUCGGCCGCAGAUUUUUGUCAUAAGUAAAACAUGUUGAAAAGAACUUGUCCUUUUGGGGAGUCUUUCCCAAAUCAGAUGAAAAUUCACGUCGGGCUGAAGGAAGUGGCAGAAGGAGUGGACAAAGAGAAACACAUGAAAGAAGUUUAUGAGAAAACUCUGGCCAUGAUGUUUGCAGCCCAGAGGCAAGCCAAUGAACUCAACAAGGCUCAGGCUGCAGAUGGCCAUCACCUUGACAACGGUAGCAUGGACAGCAAAGAAGCAGAUGGUUGCCAUGACAAUGGGUGCAACACUCCCCACAUGGAUCUGUUGCCUGGUCAGUGUUUCUUGGAUGAGCAUGGGCAGAUCGUCAUUGGGAAGACUGUCGCAACCAAGUCGAAGGAAGCAGACGCAGCACCAUCAAGAUGUUGCGCCUGCCACAAGCCCACGGCUCCUGUGGCAGUGGCCCGCUGUUACGCCUGCCAAGAUCCAAUGUGCCCGGCCUGCUUGAGACGUUGUCUCCAGUGUGAGAAUGGUUUCUGCAACAUGUGCUCGCUAAUCAAUUAUGAUGAAAAUUGGGAUAGGAUCUUUUGCCUGAGCUGUUCCUCACGAAUGGAAUGAGCCAGCUUGCGAUGCCCUUCUCCUCACACAUUACAGAUGAAGGAAUUUGGUGGAAUUCCACUACAGCAUGAAUGAAGCGAGUUCAGCAUCCAGAUAUUAUGUACUUAAGAUGAGCCCCAUCACAGGUCAUUUGAGAGCAUUAAUACAUGUAUCCAUAUGCAUAAGGUCAGCCCUAACGAGGCCAACAGAUCCUAUUUGAUUGUGUUCCCCAAAGUGUCUCAUAUUCAGUGUAAUCUGGUAGAUAGUGGGGUGCCAGGCUAUUUGGAGUACUACUUCACUUUGUUUUUUAAAUGUGGUGUGAAAAAAUUUCGAUACUAUUUAUUACCAAGUUGAAGCUGUUCUAAAUAUAAGCUAGCAUGAAUUUGUAAUGCACUUUUAUUUUGUCACCAUUAUUUUUACUCUCAGGAUACCAAAAUAAAAUUAACGUCACUCUCAAAUCCAUGCGGUCAACACACGAAUACAGUCUUCUCACAAGCACUGAAUAUGUUCAGACCGUUGUUACCUUACGUGCUUCACUCACUCUCAAAUGACCUUGUAAUAUUUGAAAUACUGAACAGGCUCUUUCUGACAGGUAUGAUGAUGGAUGCAGAAUUUUCGGAGUUCUCAUCACACGCAGCGAAGAUGUUCAUGCUUCACCUUACUGUACUUUUUGUUCCCUGUAUCACACAUCUCUCAUUGUCGGAGGUCCUGCUUGAAAUGAAAAUGGUGCUAUGUCUGGUCAGUGAGCAAGGAGAUACAGUUCUUGUCAACCCAGCGCCACUUACGAAAUAAAAAAUCGUGAAUUAAAUACAAAAUCCAAAAGGAUGGAAUAAAGACCAAAAUACAUACAUCUGGAACUUUAUUCACCAUUUACACUUACCUACACAUUUGUAGGCACUUCUUGUAUAUUUCGAUUACUAUGUUUCUGUACUAUGAAUAUAUGGUUGUUAUAUAGUUUGUAUAGUAUUGAAAAUAAAAACGGUUAAUUUGUUAUGUUAGAUUUCCAGUGUGCAACUAUCAUCAGUAUCUAUCAAUUUCAGUUAACCUUUUCUUAUAUUUAUCAUUCUCUGAAUAUAAUAAAAAAAAGUUGUUGCUCCCCUAAAACCUAAA